GGUCCUCCAUCUUGUGUCUUCUACCUACAAAUACUCUCGACAUCUUCUCCACUCCAUCCACCUUGCUUGCUUCGUCCAUCAGUGACUCUCCUUUUUCUUGUUCUCCUUUCUUUCUUUCUAAGAUCCUAUCUUUCUCACUAAGCUUAGAUGAAGGAAAUGGAAGCUGCAGAAGAAGCCUCGGGCAUCGACGUCGGCGAGUGCGGCAGCUGCAACGGGGAAUUCCUACAGCCUGCCGUCGUCGCGAAGGGCAAGCGCACGAAGCGGCAGCGGAGCCACCCGCGGCUGCACACGGUCCUCGCUGACUCUUCGUCGACCUCCUCGUCCGAGCACUCGGAGAGCAUCACCGAGGAGGACGAGGACGUGGCCAACUGCCUCAUCCUUCUUGCGCAGGGCCGCGCCCGACUCACCGAUUCCGGGCGUGGACCGGAAGGCCUACCAGGAGAAGCCGCCGAUGGCGACGGCGGCGGCGUGGCCGAGAAGUCCAGUAGCAGAAGGCCUCCUGAGGCCGCGACGACAACCGGCUGCGCCUAUGAAUGCAAGACGUGCAGCAGAUGGUUCCCGUCGUUCCAGGCGCUCGGCGGGCACCGUGCCAGCCACAAGAAACCUAAGCUGACCGCCGCGACGACGAUCGCCAUCGAGGAAAGAAAAGAAUCGAUCCAUGAUCGCCUGCUGCAAACAAGUACGAAUCCUUUCUCGCAUCCGGUUCGUGGUGUUGAGCAGAGUAACACUAAGACGAAGACCCACGAGUGCUCGAUAUGCGGUUCAGAAUUCAGUUCCGGGCAGGCGCUCGGCGGCCACAUGAGGCGGCACAGGCCACCGGUGGCGGCCAUUCCAGAGAGCCAAGACAUCAAGAAGGAGAGGUUCCUUCUUCCUUUGGAUUUAAACCUCCCGGCGCCCAUCAACGACGACGCUCAGAUCCCUCCUCCGCCAGCUUCCCCAUUCGCCCCUGGGCGACCGCUCGUCUUCGCGGCGUCCGCCUCAGCUCUUGUCGACUGCCGCUACUAAGAAGAAGCAACAUCAAAGCCGAUCAAGCUGCCCAUCUUUCUCUCCAUCUCAUCAACCUCUCUCCUUCCCCCUCCAAUCGGGUGUCAGUCGGAUCAUGUGAAUCAUUAUCAUCUCCUUCAUGGAUUUCAUCCUCUCUCAAGAAGGCAGGU
Messenger RNA from Musa acuminata AAA Group (dessert banana), 1154 nucleotides. Its product is annotated as zinc finger protein ZAT5-like. The coding region runs from base 148 to 1005 and encodes 285 amino acids. Lineage: Eukaryota; Viridiplantae; Streptophyta; Magnoliopsida; Zingiberales; Musaceae. The transcript has a single exon. The record is from RefSeq and is a predicted model, not a curated record.